AUGCGAGCUAGUGGAAGAGUGGAGCAACUAUUAGUUCAAUGGCAAGGUCUUCCUUUGGAAGACGCAUCCUGGGAAAAUACAAUAGAAAUGGAAGCUGUUUAUGGGCUGAUUCCUUCCAACCUUGAGGGCAAGGUUGUGCCAGAUGGUGAGGGACAUGUUAGGAAGGUGGAUUCAAAGGAAAUCAGAAAAUCCAAGAGGGAUAAGAUGAACACUACUUUUGCACUGGCUUUUUAUGCUGUUUGUAUAAUUGCAGUAAGGCCUAUGUGGUCUAAAGAUCACUAUGAAAUGAGGGAAUAUAAUGCUGAUGUGUCAAAAGAUGAAGAUGAUUUCUCUAUUCUCGCAAAAAGGAGGUGUUUCCAAUAUGGUUUAGUAGGCUUUGAAUUACCGUGUUUUAUCUCUUGCUUGCAUGAGUUGAUUCUGCAACAUUGUUCCGUGUUGAGAUCUGGACGUGUUCAAGCUGUUGCUACCGAAACAAGAAUAUAUGUGUCUGUGGCAUUGGUCAUAACACUUCCAAAUAUGGCUUCUAUGCGUAAGCGUUUUCCGAGUGAUGCAAUGAAUAAAAAGUAUACAGUAGAUAAGACGUUUAGAGAUAGCAAAUAUGGUCUGAUUCGCAAUGGUGUUGAGAGAGACACAGGUCGGUUAGUGGCUUUUAAAUUUAUUGAGAAAUCCAAUGAACUUGAAGAACUCCCAAACUUAGAAUCCCCAAGCUUGAUCACACGUGAAACCUCUAAAAUCAUGGGGUUGAACCAUCCGAAUGUCACCAGGUGUCUGAGAACAGAAACUGAUGAUACUUUUUUGUAUCUUGUUUUCGAGAACCUACCGUGGGAUUUGGAUGAUUUUGGAAGAGGGCAGGCGAAGAUUGAGAAUCAAGUCUCCAUAAAGCAUAUUCUUCAAGGGAUUCUUCAUGGUAUAGAAUAUUUGCGGUCUCAAAAUUGUGUCCAUGAAGAUUUGAGACCUGAAUUUGUGCUGUUUGAUCCUGAUAGUAAGAGGGUAAAGGUUGCUUACUUUGGAGAGCCCAAGAGUAUGGACGAUCUUGUGAAUGACUGGUGUCUGGAUAACCCGGGAGAAGCUUUGAAGGCCGCCAGUCUUUAUUACCAGGCACCUGAAAUACUUUUUAAGGGAAGCUCUAAGGUAGUUGAUAUGUGGGCUGUGGGCUGUAUCUUUGGUGAGAUGCUAACUGGGCGGCCCCUGUUUCCUUCUAAUACUUGGUUACAUAUCCUUGCGAAUAUUUUCAGGGUCUUGGGCGAACCAAAGCCAGAAGUAAAUGGCAAAAUUGAAAUUACUAUUGAUGGUCUUUUAACCCUUUCAAAAAAUUUUGAUUAUAAGGACUUGGCAAAAGAGUUUCCAAGUCUCGAACCUGCUGGAGUUGACCUUAUCUCAAGAAUGCUAUGCUUGGAUCCAGACCAAAGGAUAACUCCUCGGGAAGCACUUGAGCAUGAAUAUUUUAAAGAUCUUUAG
This is a messenger RNA of Pistacia vera, 1458 nucleotides long. RefSeq names its product cell division control protein 2 homolog. Gene Ontology annotation, molecular function: cyclin-dependent protein serine/threonine kinase activity; ATP binding; cyclin binding. Lineage: Eukaryota; Viridiplantae; Streptophyta; Magnoliopsida; Sapindales; Anacardiaceae. The record is from RefSeq and is a predicted model, not a curated record. Gene Ontology annotation, cellular component: cyclin-dependent protein kinase holoenzyme complex; cytoplasm; nucleus. The transcript has 12 exons. The coding region runs from base 1 to 1458 and encodes 485 amino acids. Gene Ontology annotation, biological process: regulation of meiotic cell cycle; G1/S transition of mitotic cell cycle; regulation of G2/M transition of mitotic cell cycle.